Molecule: messenger RNA, 734 nt
Organism: Microstroma glucosiphilum
Lineage: Eukaryota; Fungi; Basidiomycota; Exobasidiomycetes; Microstromatales; Microstromataceae
Product: putative 40S ribosomal protein S7
Exons: 2
Coding region: 50-625 (191 amino acids)
Biological process (GO): rRNA processing; ribosomal small subunit biogenesis; translation
Cellular component (GO): ribosome; 90S preribosome; cytosolic small ribosomal subunit
Molecular function (GO): structural constituent of ribosome
Source: RefSeq, a predicted model, not a curated record
CUCACCGAAUCCACUCUCCUCUCUACCUCACACAUCCCUCAUACACAUCAUGGCCACCAAGAUCCUCCGCACCGCCGCCGCCCCCAACGUCGCACCCACCGAGGUCGAGACCCAGGUGGGCCAGGCCCUCAUCGACCUGGAGAGCAUCGGAGAGCUCAAGGCCGACCUGCGAGCCCUCAACUUCAGCGCUGCCAAGGAGGUCGACGUCAAGGGUGGCAGGAAGGCCAUUGUCAUCUUCGUCCCCAUGCCUCAGCUCAAGGCUUUCCACAGGAUCCAGAGCAGGCUCACCCGUGAGCUGGAGAAGAAGUUCUCUGACCGCCACGUUCUGUUCAUUGGCCAGCGCCGAAUCCUUGGCAAGCCCACCCGCAACUCGCGUGUCAAGCAGCCCCGACCUCGUUCGCGCACCCUGACCUCUGUGCACAACUCGAUCCUUGAGGACCUGGUCUACCCCACUGAGAUUACCGGCAAGAGGACUCGUGUUGCUACCGACGGUUCCAAGGUCAUCAAGUGCUUCCUGGACUCCAAGGACGCUACCUCGCUGGAGUACAAGCUGGACAGCUUCUCGAGCGUCUACCGCAAGCUGACUGGCAAGGACGUGACAUUCAUGUUCAGGGACAGCGAAUAAAUGCGAGUCGUGAAUGGUGUGGGACGAGGGGAGGAUGACAAGCAUUGCUUCUAGCUGGCAGUCGACUUUUGGGCGUAGUGCAUAGAGGUGGUGUGCAAGUGCCGUCCGG